GACGUGUUCAUCCAGGGCGACUAAAGCAAGAAAAUACAGCUAGGUUUGAAAUGCAAGCACUCUGUUGUUUUUGGGAAGGACUCAUUCAUGCAUAUUGGAGAAGGUAUAAUUGAAUCAAGCUUGGCAGUGUUUCAGCCAGUAUGCAGCAGCAGAGCUGAGCUUAAAGGUCGCUGGAAAUCAAGUGCUUGGUAAGUGAAUGCAGUUGGAGUACAAGCGAUCCAAGAUGAUUUAGAAACCGUGGAGUCAGGAAUGGUUUGUUUGUCUCAUGACGUGCACUGCUCUACCCUGUGGCUCAUCAUUUUGUUGUGUUUGACUGGGACACAUGAGGCAGUUUUGUGUGCAUCCCCGCAGUGUAAUACAAACGUUCUACAUGUUUUACUGCUGCUUCUGGGCUGCUCCUGGAAAGAGAGAGAAUUGCACAUCUGAAUUCGUAAUAUGUACAGAAAGAACAAAUGGCACGUCGGUUAAGACUGCAUUUUGCUACCAGAAGAAGUAACACUGAUCCGUUGCCAGAAAGCUCCGGAGAUGGCCCGGAUAGUGAUAUCCACAUGUGCUUUCAAAGACUCUCCCAAUCGGCAGCCCCGAGUGUGAUACAGAUGAGGCUCUCUCCACGGCAAACCAUACAGCUUUCAUCUUCACCAGAAUUUGUACAAUCGCAGCAAGGUAAUUCUGUUUCACCACCUAGCAAAAAAAGCACAUCUGUGCAGAUUUCUUUACAGCCCAGUAAAAGCAAUAUAUGUCCUCAAUCUGGCAACACAGAACUUUGUACAGAAGACCUUUCAUUCGUCAGUGCUUACAAAGAUGGGAUAAAUUGCAGUUCUAAUAUGAGCAGGAAUUAUAGCUGUCACCCAGUCGUAAAUGACACCAGCUUCCAAACUAAUGCCUCAGCUGAACACGGCAGUUCCAGUAGCAUCGCUACUAGUGACAAUGGAUCAUUUAGUAGCAACAGCAGUGAUUACGGAUCGUGUACAAGUACAACAAGUGACAUCGAUUCAUGUACGAAUAGUAUUCUAAGUGACAAUAGUAGCUGCACUCUUUCUCUAGGAGAUGCCAGUUAUUUAAGUAAUAUGCUUAAUAGCAAUGCAUCUGGUUUGAAUGCAGAAAUGAUUUCUUCCAAAAACAAUCGUGUGCAACAGGUUUUAUCUAGAUGUAAAAGUACAUUUCCUUUUGACCAAGAUGAACUAGACAAAAAGGUGAAUAUGGCAAGUCUGCCAUCAAGAAAGAAAACAAAGCUUCCUCUCCGGCGCUGUUCUUCAUUGGUUAUCUUCCCUCGUAGCCCUUCUGAGACACCGCCAACCUCUCCAACUACUUUAAGCCCUCCAUUAAACAGAGGUCCCUAUCAAACCUCCUACCAAUUUAUGCUUUGUUCUAAUGAGCUUGCACAAAAUGAAGAUCAAACAUUAUCGAAGGGAUUUCUUUCAACCGCUGUCAAUGGAGUUCGCCUUUCCAAAAACGCUUGCACUGUUGGUGAAGCUAGAGAUGUUAAACCACUUUACUUGAAUGACUCCUUACAAGGGGGUGUCUAUCCGUCCCAUGGCCUUCAGAAGACACAAACUGUAGAGGAUGGAUUUCCUUGUAUUUCAGUGCAUGUUUCUCACCAGAGACCAUUGUUGACGAGCAACAAAUCUACUGGAGAGCAGGUCACAUCAAGCGGGCAUGUCGAGGAAUCCCAGCUUAACAAUGGAACUCAGUCACAUCAUCACAUCCGCCUCUUACGCAGUGCUUCCUCAUGUUCGUCUUCAAAUAAAAUUACUGAAUGCCAGAUCACUAUUAAUGGAGACCGUGGGUGCACAAGUGUUACUAAUAACAAAUCAAGCCAUCUUUUCCAAAGAAGUGUAUCUGAAGGACCUCCCCCAAAACUAUCCCCUUCUAGUCUUAAGUAUAAUUAUCCAAAGUUAGGGUCAUCCCAUUUGCACAUACAGUUUGCACCUGGAAGUGAAAGCAGGAUUAGUAGCUUUAAAAGACAAUCCAUAAGAACCCCCUCUAGUGAUGGGGCUGGUAAGCCCUAUGUGAAAUGCUACAAGACCAGAGAUGACUUUCUUGGUCAAGUGGAUAUUCCUCUUUACCAGUUUCCGACAGAAAAUCCCCGGUUGGAGCGACCAUAUACAUUUAAAGACUUCAUCCUUCAUUCACGAAGUAACAAAUCUAAAGUCAAGGGAAAUCUUAGGCUUAAAAUGACUUAUUUACCGAAAAGCAGUGGAUCAGAAGAUGAAAACACAGAGCAAGGUGAAGAGAUUGAGCCUGGCUGGGUUAUAUUGGACCAACCAGAUGCUUCUUGCCAACCACAGCAGCAGGAAUUUUCUCCGCUACCUCCAGGCUGGGAAGAAAGACAAGAUAUUCUUGGCAGAACUUACUAUGUCAGCCAUCAAUUUAAAAGAACACAGUGGCAGAGGCCUACCAUUCAAGACGGCACUGCUGGUCCAGAAAGUGGCAGGGUUCAAUUACAGGCACAGCAUGCGUUUACUACUCGAAGGCAAAUCUCUGAGGAAACGGAAGGCCUGGAACUCAAAGAUUCUCCUGAGAGCUGGGAAAUUAUUACAGAGGAUGAUGCUACUGUGUCCAGCAAUCAUAGCAUUCAACCAGCAUCUAGAAAUGAUCUCCAAGAACAAGUCACUGAGUUCAGUGCAAGACUCCACAUUUCUGGCAAUGUAGUUAGUGCCAGGGAGAGCUCAAGCACUGUCCAUUCCAACAGAAGAGAGAGCUUGCAAUCCUAUACACACGAAGAACUGCCUACGUUACCAGUUUUAAUACCCACAUCUUCUGGGUUACCGCCUGGUUGGGAAGAGAAACAAGAUGAAAAAGGGAGGUCAUAUUACAUAGAUCACAACAGAAGAACCACUACAUGGGAGAAGCCUGAAUUUCAGAUACCUGUGGAUAUGUCACAGCUGUCCCCCAACCAAAAUGGCCACAGCAGUCAUCAACUACAGAUGCCAACAAUUGAAUCCAGUAAGCCAUCAGUGGACCAGGAUCUGGGACUUUUUCAAAAGGGCUGGGAAAUGAGGCACGCACCGAGCGGACGGCCUUUCUUCAUCAAUCACAUCACUAAAACUACUACAUGGGAUGACCCACGGUUGAGAAUUCCAGUUCAACUAAGGCCAAGGCCACCUAUCGAUCUUGCAGAUCUGGGUCAACUACCACCUGGCUGGGAAGAGAGAACUCACAGUGAUGGCCGAGUAUUCUAUAUUGAUCACAACACAAAAAGAACUCAGUGGGAGGAUCCACGCUUACUGACUGUCGCAAUAACAGGACCAGCUGUGCCUUAUUCCCGGGAUUACAAAAGAAAAUAUGAGUACUUUCGUAAAAAGUUAAAGAAGCAGCUUGAUAUCCCUAAUCGGUUUGAAAUGAAGCUGCGCCGUACGGCCAUUUUUGAAGAUUCUUACAGAAAGAUAAUAUCCGUAAAGAGGCCAGAGCUGCUUAAAGCACGUCUCUGGAUUGAAUUUGACAGUGAAAAAGGCUUGGAUUACGGGGGAGUUGCCAGAGAAUGGUUCUUUCUGAUUUCUAAAGAAAUGUUUAACCCUUAUUAUGGCCUCUUUGAGUAUUCUGCAGCUGACAAUUAUACUUUACAGAUCAAUCCAAAUUCCGGACUGUGCAAUGAAGAUCACCUUUCUUAUUUUAAGUUUAUUGGUCGUGUGGCUGGGAUGGCAGUUUACCAUGGAAAGCUUCUAGAUGGGUUUUUCAUCCGCCCAUUUUAUAAAAUGAUGCUUCAAAAGGCAAUAACACUGAAUGACAUGGAAUCUGUGGACAGUGAAUAUUACAAUUCUCUCCAGUGGAUACUAGAGAAUGAUCCCACAGAACUAGACAUACGAUUCACUGUGGAUGAGGAACUUUUUGGACAGACUCAUCAACAUGACCUUAAACCCGGUGGGACAGACAUAGUAGUAACCAACAAGAACAAGAAAGAGUAUAUACAUCUGGUCAUACAGUGGAGGUUCGUGAACAGAGUACAGACACAAAUGGCGGCAUUUAAAGAGGGCUUUUUUGAACUGAUUCCUCAGGAUCUGAUCAAAAUAUUUGAUGAAAAUGAGUUGGAGCUGCUUAUGUGUGGUUUGGGAGACGUAGAUGUGAACAACUGGAGAGAACAUUCAAAGUAUAAAAAUGGAUACACAGCCGGACACCAAGUUAUACAAUGGUUUUGGAAGGCUGUAUUAAUGAUGGAUGCUGAGAAGAGGAUUCGCUUGUUGCAGUUUGUCACUGGUACCUCCCGGGUACCUAUGAAUGGAUUUGCUGAGCUCUAUGGCUCAAAUGGACCACAGUUGUUUACAGUUGAAAAAUGGGGAUCCCCAGAGAAACUUCCAAGAGCACACACAUGUUUUAAUCGCCUGGACUUACCACCUUAUGAGUCAUUUGAGGACCUAUGGGACAAGCUACACAUAGCAAUAGAAAAUGCUCAAGGAUUCGAUGGGGUGGACUGAGGAGAGGAGUACAUAAAGUGCUAAGAAGUGCUACGUUUACAAUUGAAAAUAGUCUUCUUCCCAGGGAACGUCUCUAUUUUUGCAACUUUAUUCAGAAUUUCUCCUAUUUCUAAAAGGAGAUGACCAGAAAGAUGUCCCUCUGUAAUUGCACACGCCAAGCUUGCAUGUACUCCACGCACAGAUAUUAUGUUUCUCCAAAAUAACACCUCAAGUAGGAACGUUAGUAUGAUGAUUACCUCUUAAUCAAGACAUGCAAUUAACUUGGCCAUUAAAACUACUGAAGUAUAAACUGUGAAAAGAGCAUAAGUCAUGUAAUCAUUCAAAGGAUUAGUCUGACCAUUUCACUUACUGUAAAAAUGACUUCCUAACCCAAGACUUUGUUACUAUAGCCUACUUCCUGUGCAGGCUAUGCUGACAAUUCUCUAAGGCUUUAAACUAAGAAAAGUCACAUGUUCUGAACAAGUGUGUAUUGUGGCUCUCUGCUGAAUAAGGGAGACAGUGUUACGAUGCAGCCUAUCCGUAUUGUAGUGAUGCUGCAAUGUAUUGUCAGUGGUCUUUCUCACUGAAACAAUAGCAAUGUCAUGGUAGAGAUUGUGUUGGGAAUGCUGCAUACACAGCGGGUAAAGCAGUUACCCAAAGCUCUGCUAUGUAAAUGGAAUUAUCCAUGUUUUUUCCCUUGGAUAAGUAGGGCAUUUUAGCAGAUUGUCUCUAAGGAGUAGCUUAAAACUCUACCACUUACACUUGUCAUUGUAUGUGACUUUAUUUCUUAGUAAAUCACAAGCCUAGCAAAAACUGCCAUUCUGCACUGAUGUGCCCCAUUAAGGGUGAUGCAGUCUUACUCCAGUUAGGAAUUCUGUCUCGGCACUUGACAUGCUUUCAGUGAGCAUUGAAUCAGUGUGAUGCUAUGUGCAGUAAAAUUCCAAGAAGUAGAUGUUCCUCAAUAAUAUUGAGUUUUUGUAAGUGGUCACAUGAUGUUUAUGGCAAAGCCUUCUGAUGUGCAAUUACAUGAUGCCACACAACAAAGCUCCCUAAAUUACUUUUAAAACUAAAAUGAGUGAUCUUCCCGUUUUAGCAUAAAUGCACUCGUAGCUGCUUCAGGCUGUGUAAUGUUCUUAAUUACAAGAUACUUUGAAACCUAUCCCCUGCCAAUACAAAUGAUUUGAUUCAUCUUUAUUUUAUGAGUCACGCUGCCCCAGAAACCAUUAAUAUUCCCCUUCCAGUUUUCUUUUCUUUUGCUUAUGUGUGUUUUUAUUUUAACUUUGGACAUUUUCUCACGUUAGUUAAUUAGAAGGAUCGGUUAUAUAUAUUUUUUUUGUUAUGAAAUUUUUUUUUGUUUCACAGUUCUUUUUUGGACAUAAAUAUGUACAUUUAAAUAAUUUCAUUUUUGUUGGACACUUCCAUUACCCCCGGGUGUGCACACAUUAAUUCUUGCAGCCUUGCACAGUUACACAGUACAGACAUGUUUACAAAGUUUUAUACGUUUACGGUUACUCUAGUUUAUAAUUUUUUUUAUAUCUAUAUUAAAUCCUUCACUAGCCUGGUUACCAAAUAAUGUGUUACAAUACAAAAUAACCAAAGUCAUAAUGUAAUAAUGUGAGAAUACUUGUAGUUUUGUUCUUUCUUGUAAGUCUUUUUUUCUACACUUAAAUUAUUUUCCUACAUGAAAAUGUUAAAGUUGUUUUUACUUUGAUAAUCUAAGAACAAUUUCCAGUUUCAAUUCUUCUAAAGCAUCUUGCAACCUUCAGGCAAAUAUUUUGUUUUUAAAGUCUAUCCAUUGCUUACUUACAUUACCUAUAGACAUGGGCAUUCAGUCCAUCAGUCCUGUACUAUUUAGGCAUGCCUCCAUCACAGGACUUGUAUGCUGAAUAUUGGGUCAUUGGGUACACUUUGGCAAUACUUUCAAUGCCUCUGACACAUUACUUCUUGAUAACCCUCUCACAAACUUUGCAUUUGAUUGUAAAUUGCGUUGUAUACUUGCAAACUUGAAUUGGGGGCUGAUAUGUUUCUAUGCAAUAAUAAAUAUGCAACUGUAAAUUACACACAGUAAAUGACAAUCACUGGAAGCUGGUGAUUAUAAACAAUCCUGAACAUAGGGACUACUGCAGUCAUCAUACUAUAGCGAUAAGGGAGCGGUUACCUGGAACGUUUAGAACUUGGGGUUCUCUCGGUGUGUUAUUUCCAUAGCUGUAACCAUUACUAUAAAAUAUAGUAAAUUAAAAUUACAUGUAAAAAUGGCCCUAGACACCUCAUUGUUAAUAGGCAAUACUCCUCACUUGGUGAUCAUCACAAAACAUCAUUUAUCCACCCCUCCUCCUCCUGAUUCUUGGCACUUUUUGCAGGAGAGACCCCAUACCUUGUACUAACAGGUGGGUGAAAAUAGUGGCUGGUUUUCUUGUUCUACCCAACGUAUUCACCUCUAUAGCAUUUACAGCUCUAUUGACCAGUGAUCUGACCUCAGCUGCUUAUCGUGACGUGAACACAUUGUAUGGCUGCUUUUCACUCCACCACUGUUCUAGGGGCCUGCAGCGUAUUCAUAGCAAUACAGUGCAGACCACACACUAGAGAAGGGGUCAAGCACCUUACUGCUUUCUGUAAUUUGAAGAAAAUAUAUUUUGUCCUUAUAGGGUUUUGUAGUUUUCCAUUCAUUGUGUUUUUGGUCUUUUAUGGCUGCAUCUUAUUCUUCGAAAGUGUUAAAUGUAAAUAACUAAUAAUUUAUAUGAAAUUGAAAUGAUUGUAUAGUAACAGUCAGAUAUUUUGUACAAAUCCGCUGCAGUAGAGAAGCAAAUGUUAUCAUUUGAAAUGUUGGAAUAUCUGUUUCAUAAUUUUUAGCCUGAAAUGCUUACACAGUAUUUAUCCUGAAGCAGUAAAUAAAUUUAUUCUAUUAUCGUU
Molecule: messenger RNA, 7301 nt
Organism: Pseudophryne corroboree (corroboree frog)
Lineage: Eukaryota; Metazoa; Chordata; Amphibia; Anura; Myobatrachidae
Gene: NEDD4
Product: NEDD4 E3 ubiquitin protein ligase
Exons: 25
Coding region: 453-4412 (1319 amino acids)
Biological process (GO): ubiquitin-dependent protein catabolic process; receptor catabolic process; neuromuscular junction development
Cellular component (GO): cytoplasm
Molecular function (GO): sodium channel inhibitor activity; protein binding; ubiquitin protein ligase activity
Source: RefSeq, a predicted model, not a curated record